AUGGAUCCACCAGGCAUUGCAGAGCUCAGUGGGAAGGACGACGAGCCAGAGAUGUCCGUGUCCCUGAAAUCUUGUUUCAGUCAGGGUUUGAAACAGCUGCAUUGCUCCGAGGAACUUUGCAAUGCUACCUUGAUAGCCGGUGGAAAGAGGUUUCCAUGCAACAGGGCACUGCUAGCCUCCAUCAGCCCUUACUUCCAGGCCGUGUUCACGAGUGGCUUCAAGGAGUCCAUAGAUGGGGAAGUCCUCCUGAAAGACAUGGAUCCCUCCAUUCUCCAGAACCUGCUGACCUACCUCUACUCGGGGGAGCUGUCCCUCAGUUCAGAGACGGCUGAAGAUCUCUUCACAGCAGCCAGCCGGCUCCAGCUCAUGCCGGCACUGGCACUCAUCAGCAGAUAUCUCACAGAGAAGAUCUCCAUGGAAAAUUGCCUUCGCCUCUACAUGCUGGCUCGUGAUCACAACAACUCCACCCUGAUGCGCGGCACAUUACGUUACCUGGGCCUCCACUUCGAACCCCUCCUGGAACACAAAGAUUUCCCACACCUCGACCUCAGUGCUUUUGUCGGCAUCAUCUCCUCUGACCAUCUAGCCGUGACCUCCGAACUGGAUGUCUUCCUGGCCGUGCAGCGUUGGGUGACAGCCGCCCCCGCCGAACGCCUUGCAGUGCUCAAGGCGCUGCUACAACACAUCCGCUUCCCGCUCCUGACCCAUAAGGAAAUUGCCAAAGUCCAGGCUGAUGUAGUGACACUUGACCAGCAAGUCGAGUUGCAAUGGGAAGACCUCGAUGGGGCUGGGAGGCUGCAAGCGAGUGGGGGACUGCGGCAGGGCAUGUAUCAGGAAAGGAUCAUAUGCAUCAAAGUGCCCCGCUUGAGGGACAUCCUCUCCGUCAGCGAAGACAUGGAUUGCUAUAUGGAGUGCCUGAACCCAGCUUCGGGAUCGAGGACAAAGCUGCCGCCUUUAGAACUGGUGGCGCUCCCUGGCUGUUCGGUCCUAGAACACAGGCUGUACAUCUCGGGAGGAAAACACCCGGAUGGCUCCUACUCCUGCGCGCUGCACGAGUACAACUCUCUCGCCGACUGCUGGAUCCAGCUCCCCGCCAUGUCAACACCCCGGUCUGUGCACAUGUUCUUAACCUGUAAGCGGAAGCUGUUUGCCCUGAGUGGCUGGAAUGAUGCCGGCCCCCUGGCCUCCGCAGAGAGCUUUGACGUGGCCCAGCAGGCGUGGGCACCCAUCGCCAGCCUGCCCAUGAUUCUGCGGUUCUCCGCCUCUGCCCCAUACAAGAACAAGCUCUAUCUAAUAGGAGGGGACGCUGACUCCGAGGAGGUGGUCUACCAGGGCAUCCUUGUCUAUGACAUCCACUUGGAUACCUGGACACAGGUGCCUCUGGAGUUCAGUCUUCACGGUGCAGCUGCUGUCGCCAUGGAGACUGGGAUCUGUGUCAUCGGGGGAUUCUUUUCCAAAAAGAUCACCCACCCAUACCCAAACAGGCGGUUUAGCCAGCUUCUGCCUUGCACCGCUAAAUGUUUUUUCAUGCAUGAGGCCGGCAUUGUGAGCAAGGAGGUCACGAUCCCGCCGCUGCCCCUGCCUCUCGCCUUUGCCGGCGCCACUUGCUUUCAGGGGAAAGUUUACGUGAUGGGAGGUGUCUGUACCUCCAGGACGCAUGACUCGAUUUACCACUGGGAGCCUGGGGAAGCUGCCUGGACUCAGUACCCAGAGAACCUCACGGGUCAGGGGACCAUUGUGCGGAGGGUGCUCAAGUGCGUGACCCUGAAGGUGGCCAGGCAGAAACUGAGGGCCCUGGUUCAGGAGGCUUCCACAAGCCGCGUGGCUGUUGGACUACUGAACGCCGAGGUCCCAUUCAAAGCGAGCAGGAAGGAUUGCCACACCAGUCCCUCAGCUCUGGCUCCCUUGCCAUCGCUGGGUGCUGGAACGCUAUAAGAGCGGAAGAAAUGCCUCAUAGG
Molecule: messenger RNA, 1958 nt
Organism: Elgaria multicarinata webbii
Lineage: Eukaryota; Metazoa; Chordata; Lepidosauria; Squamata; Anguidae
Product: kelch-like protein 6
Exons: 4
Coding region: 1-1935 (644 amino acids)
Molecular function (GO): protein binding
Source: RefSeq, a predicted model, not a curated record